GCGUCCUCGCUAACUUCAGCCAGUCUCUCCCCGGGACUUUCUGCAGGAGGCUCCCGUCUGCCCCCACGGUUCACUCCCCUCGCCUCCGACAUGGAGGCCUUAGGGGGCUACCCCGCUAAGUCCAGCAGCCCCAAAGCGCGGACUCUGCGGGUCGUGGUGAGCAUGACGGUCGGCGUGGGCUGUUUGCUCCUCCUGCAGACGCAGCUGAAUCCGAGGAAACCCGCGGACUUCUACGCGUUCGCGGUGAGGGACGCGAAGGGGAGGCCGGUGUCCCUGGAGAAGUACCGAGGAAAAGCGUCUUUGGUUGUAAACGUGGCGAGCCGCAGCGAGCAGACGGAGGCGAACUACGUGUCGCUGCAGGAGCUGCACCGGCAGCUGGGCCCCUCUCAUUUCAACGUGCUGGCCUUCCCGUGCGGACAGUUCGGGGACACGGAGACCGGCACGAGCCGGGACAUCGAGGCCUUCGCCAGGUCCACCUACGGCGUCACCUUUCCGUUCUUCAGCAGGAUCAAAAUAAUGGGCUCGGAGGCUGACCCGGCCUUCAAGUUCCUCACAGAUUCGGUGCAGAAAACCCCCAAGUGGAACUUCUGGAAGUUCCUGGUGAACCCAGAGGGGAGAGUGGUCCGCUUCUGGCGAACAGACGAGCCCGUGGACAGCGUUCGCCAAGAGGUCACGGCCUUGGUGCGAGAAAUCAUCCUGAAGAAACGGGUGGAGCUAUGAUGGUCCGACGAGACAGCGGACGUGCGCCUGUUCGAGUGUGUCCUUUCCUUCUAAAGGAAACCACUGAACUCUGAAGUGUUACAGCCGGCCCGGUGGGUUGGAACACGCUGGAGGAAAAGAUUCCACUUCAAGCCCUUGAAGUGCGUGGUAGUGUGUGCGUGUGUGUGUGUGUGUGAGAUAGGUAGUGUGUGUGGAGGGGGGUUGUGAGACCUUCCUGCGGUUAAUAAUGACAAUCACAAAGGACGUUCCUCAUCAUGACCACUGCUGAAGGGUUGUUUAGCCAUUAAGGUGUAUUAUUCACUACAAAUGAUUAGUUUAAUGUGUUCUUUGUAUCAUCUCUCUGGUGUUUACACUAAAAUAUCUCAUGGAGGAGCAUAAACCACUUUGACUGAUUUGGCCCAGAAUAUUCAUCCAUCCAAAAAUAAAAUUAAGUCGUGAUAUAGCUAAGGAGUCGUUUGUUCAGGUUUUAAAAGCUAGAAAAAUGCUUGGAGCUAAUUAGUUGAUGUUUUAAUGCAAUAAAAUGUUUUUGCUGUA
This is a messenger RNA of Gasterosteus aculeatus aculeatus (three-spined stickleback), 1254 nucleotides long. It is a transcript of the gene gpx8, whose product is annotated as glutathione peroxidase 8 (putative). Gene Ontology annotation, molecular function: glutathione peroxidase activity. Gene Ontology annotation, biological process: response to oxidative stress. The record is from RefSeq and is a predicted model, not a curated record. NCBI's taxonomy places the organism in Eukaryota, Metazoa, Chordata, Actinopteri, Perciformes, Gasterosteidae.